This is a messenger RNA of Iphiclides podalirius (scarce swallowtail), 543 nucleotides long. The record is from the annotation of a GenBank genome assembly. NCBI's taxonomy places the organism in Eukaryota, Metazoa, Arthropoda, Insecta, Lepidoptera, Papilionidae.
AUGGCAUCGUCCGCAAGCGGCAACAUCGUCGUCGAGUGGCUGCGUACGCUCCAUCUCGGGCAGUACGCGGAGAGUUUCAUCGACAACGGCUACGACGACUUGGAGAUAUGCAAGCAGGUCGGGGAGCCGGACCUCGACGCGAUCGGUGUACUGAACCCGGCGCACAGGCAGCGGUUACUGCACUCUGUGCGAAGCUUGAGAGAGGAGGGAGCGGCGGCGGUCUACUUCACUCUGGAGGAGGCGGCCGCCGCCAGGGACCCUUGCCGCUGCGAGGAGGAAGUUCGCAAGGAGCAGGCCACGGCUACCGUGGAGCCGGCGAAGUACGUGGACGAGUACGAGGAGGGGAAAGCGGAGCUGGUGAAGAUACCGCGCAUACAGCUGAAGCGGCUACUGAGGGAGCGGCUCGCUCAAGACGGCAUCCGGCUCAGCCUGCAGCCCUAUUCGACAACGAGGCCCUGCCCGCGCCGUUUUACUAACGAGCCCGUGUGUGGCACGGCCGUCUUCGGGCGCUCCGUUCGGAUCGCUCCUCGGGACGUGUUGCCA